Phalacrocorax carbo (great cormorant) is the source of this 3396-nucleotide messenger RNA. Lineage: Eukaryota; Metazoa; Chordata; Aves; Suliformes; Phalacrocoracidae. The record is from RefSeq and is a predicted model, not a curated record.
UAUGCAAGACUGAGGUUCCACGUUCUCUGCAAAAUAAGCUUAUUUUAUCCAUGUGAUUUUGACAUGAGUAAUUCUAAGAAGUGUGAUGAUGACGAUGUGUACCUGAAAAUUAAAAUACAAAGAGGCAAAAUGGGAUCGACUUGAAGGUGGCAUUCACUGCAGCUUUGCACACCUAAACACAAGUUUUUACUGACACGACAGUCGAAGUUGACACAUCCAUUAAGCGUGUACCUGAGCAAGAACCAGCCUUCUGUUGUUUGGAGGAAAAUCAGCUCUGGAGAAAUGGAAUUAAGGUCCAAGGAUGUUCAUUGAUUAUUAAAAGAAAACAAAUGGAGCUAAAAUUCUACUACCUUCCAACCUGCAUGAAGAAACACUGAUGAUGAAAAGCUUUUGUUAAAGAGAUCCAAGUACCAUAAUGGUAAAAGGAUUCCUACAUGAUCUUAAGGCAUACAGGAACUGCAAAUUCUCUCAUUUGCAAUUUAUAUAGUUUCCUGUAAAAAAAUUUAAGAAAUUCACUAUUUGUACUGUUAUUGUUAUAGUUCAGUCAAUUUUAAGUCUAAUUAAUUUGACUUCUAAAGAAUUUUCAUUUCCUAUACAAAACUGUACAUCUUUUUCCAUUCCACUGAAAAUGCUUCCUAUGAACUUAGUUGAAAACAACCAAAAACCUGAUUUUUUUGGCAUUACCACCAAACUGUGAGCACUAGUAUCUUUUCUGCAGAUAUUUUAACCAUGGAAACUUACUCUGCCUCAAUAUCACCUGUUAUAUGUAACAGCACUUUUAACCUAAAUGGAUCACAUUUGUGUAAUGAAAGCAUAUCUUCUAGAUUAGAUGAUAAAUCAGAACACCAACAAUAUGUCAUUGGUCUUUUCUUAUCAUGUCUUUACACAAUAUUUCUUUUUCCUAUUGGUUUUGUAGGAAACAUUCUGAUACUGGUUGUCAACAUAAGCUUUCGUGAAAAAAUGACUAUUCCAGACCUUUACUUCAUAAAUCUUGCAGUAGCGGAUCUCAUUUUAGUUGCUGAUUCUCUCAUUGAGGUUUUUAAUCUUGAUGAAAAGUAUUACGAUAUCACUAUUAUUUGUACCUUUAUGUCUUUGUUCCUUCAGAUCAACAUGUAUAGCAGCAUUUUCUUUCUGACAUGGAUGAGUUUUGACAGAUACAUAGCACUGGCAAAAGUAAUGAGGUCCAACAUAUUUCGCACUAUGCAACACGCUAGAUUAAGCUGUGGUCUCAUAUGGAUGGCGUCUAUUUCUGCAGCACUAGUUCCAUUUACAGCUGUGCAUUUACAACACACCGGAGAGGUCUAUUUUUGUUUUGCAGAUGUAAAAGAAAUCCAGUGGCUAGAAAUAACCUUGGGGUUUAUUAUCCCCUUUGUGAUCAUCGGUCUUUGUUACUCGUUAAUUGUUCGAGUUCUUAUAAAAGCACACAAGCAUAGGAGUCUUCGUCUGCGGCGACAAAAGGCCCUUCGAAUGAUUUUUGUUGUUGUCUUGGUUUUCUUUAUCUGCUGGCUACCUGAAAAUGUCUUCAUUAGUGUCCAACUUCUUCAAAAGAAAAGCGAGCCUGCCUCUUCAAGCAGCCCAUCCUUCAGACAUGAUUAUCCUUUAACAGGACAUAUUGUGAACCUAGCAGCUUUUUCUAAUAGCUGUUUGAACCCCUUAAUUUACAGUUUUCUAGGGGAAACCUUCAGAGACAAACUGCGACUAUAUAUUGAACAGAAAACAAAAAUGUCAACAUUACAUCGCUUUUGCCAGGCUGCCUUAACGUCUGUCAUUCCUGACAGUAAUGAGCAAUCAGAAGUCUGAUUUAGUAGCGGUUGUAUAAAACAUACGACUGUGAAGUUGUGCAAAUAUUGAACAAGAUGCUUACAACUAACAGAAAAAAAGUGCGUUUGUGUGUGUGUGUGUAUAUAUAUAUUGUAUUGCUCUACCGAGUACUGAAGGUUUAUAUUCAAAAUGUUUUUAUGACAAGACUUUAAUGUAGAAGAAUAUGUUUUAGUCAGAUUUAUAUUUAAUUAUGAACAGGAUUAUUAAAAGCUGAGCACUGAAGGAGCUUUAUGUUGUAUUAUACAUGUAUGAAUGACAAUACAGAAGAAAAUUUUAUCAAGUUAGGAAGACUCUAGAUGUAACCUGAUUAUCAGAGAUGCUACUUCACUGGUGUAUAUAAGGUACUUCUACUGAAAUAAUGAAGCUGCCAUAACAGUGGGGAAAAAUCAUUACAACAUAUUGAUGUGGAGAUGCAGAAAACAUUGAUUUUUUUCAUCCAAAUAUGUUAAGAUAAAUGACUUUGCUUAGAAGAACUACAUAGUAUUAUUGUCACUGUAUUCUAGCAUGUCUUCCAUUAUUAACUUUUUUUUAAUCUUAAUAUAAUCUAGCACAGUGGAGAGUUUUUGUCACACAGAUGUAAGCUACUGUUUACAUCAGUACUCGAUCAAAACUGAAAUAAUCUAACUAUAUAGCUCAUCUCAAAGAACUUCACAGAAGCAAACUGUAAAGCUUCAUUCUGUCUUUUAAGGAUUGCCCAUGACAAUCUUUCCCAGGGCAGACAUAAUUGGGCCUUUUGUCAAAAAUGCCAGUGCGUGUACCUAUGGACAUUCAUAUCUGCCCUUGGAUUUAAAUUGACGUUGCAUGAGAUCUCCUUACAUUUAGCAGGCCUAUUUUGAUGGCACAGAACAGAAUGCUGUGGCUUUAAAAAGAGUCAGGUUCUGCAAAAAAGUGUAAGAAUUGCUCAUGAAAAUGACAGAAGCCUUAGAUUUUAGAAAGGAAGAAUUUACAUAAUGGGGAGUGUGAUUAGCUGUCAUCAGAUUUGCCCUUUGUGCACUAUCUAUCCCACCUCCAGAACCACUGGCCUUUCAAGAUUUUAAGAUGCAUGUUGGUUGCUUUGUUCAUUUGAAGAUUAAGGAAACAAAUGUUAGCAUCACAUACUUCAAAACAAUAAUUUUUAAAUCCUGCUAGAAAAUAAUUGGGUUUUAAAUCCGAUUCAUAUUUAGCACAAGUUACUGCUGAACUCAGAGAAAGCUAUAAAGUUGCUAGAGAUUAGUGUGCAAGAUCAUUAAAAUUAAAACAUCACUUGCUGCACCUCUGAAGUGAACAAACUCAUUUCACCUCUGUGUUCAUUGACUUACGCACCAGAACUCCGCAGAAUAAGAUGCUUUGUCCUGUUUUCAAAUGUCAUAUGAAUUAAUUAGCACAUGAACGGAUUUUAAAGGAUUUUUAUAGUUAGACACUUAAAACAAUAACUAAAGUUACUAAGCAAUAAAGAAAACAGUGAAAACAAUGAUUCCACUCAUAUUUCUCACGAAACACUUAGUUUCCUAGUGGAAGCUUUGGCCACAGAAGACUUGACCUAUAAACAGAAAGGCCACAAGACAGUGGCUGAAUUUGAGAUAGCUAGCUAGCUAU